This is a messenger RNA of Eufriesea mexicana, 1544 nucleotides long. RefSeq names its product golgi pH regulator (gene GPHR). Gene Ontology annotation, cellular component: Golgi cisterna membrane. Gene Ontology annotation, biological process: intracellular pH reduction. Bases 186 to 1544 code for a protein of 452 amino acids. The transcript has 8 exons. Gene Ontology annotation, molecular function: voltage-gated monoatomic anion channel activity. Lineage: Eukaryota; Metazoa; Arthropoda; Insecta; Hymenoptera; Apidae. The record is from RefSeq and is a predicted model, not a curated record.
AUAUAACAAAUAUGCCAUAGUAGCAAAACGCAGUUUCAUUCUUUCAAAAACUGACUUUUACCCAGCUUUUCUGCGAAAUUUCCCACUGUGCGUCGCGUCGUAUCGAAAAUUUUCUCGGUACAUUUCUGUCAAAUAGGGAAAUAUUGAUGCUUCGCAAUGCAAAGAGUGUGUGAUAUUAUUAAAACAUGGGUUUCUUGGAGGACACAUUUGUAAUUCUCAUUACACAGAUUAUCUUCUUCUUAGGAGGAUGGGUAUUUUUUGUAAAAAAAUUAUUUCGAGACUAUGAGGUUCAUCACAGAUUAGUACAAUUAAUUUUUUCCACAACAUUUUCACUGUCUUGUACUAUGUUUGAAUUAAUUAUUUUUGAAAUAGUUGGUGUUCUUGAUUCUAGUUCUAGAUAUUUUCAUUGGAAUGUUGGACUUUAUAUGCUUCUGUUUAUGGUAAUUGUUUUGAUUCCAUUUUACAUAGCAUAUUUCAUCAUUAGUAAUAUCAGAUUUGUAAGACUGAAAUUAAUAAGACCAUUAACAGUUAUUGUAUAUUUUUUUUAUCUCUAUUUGUUUUGGAAAGUGGGUGAUCCUUUUCCAAUUUUAAGUCCAAAAAAGGGCCUAUUGUCUAUUGAACAGGGUGUUAGUCGAAUAGGAGUUAUUGGCGUUACUGUUAUGGCACUAUUAUCAGGAUUUGGUGCUGUAAAUUAUCCGUAUACCUCAAUGGCUUAUUUUAUGAGACCUGUAACAUAUGCUGAUGUACAGGCUAUAGAAAAACGUUUGUUACAAACAAUGGAUAUGAUUGUUGCUAAAAAGAAAAGAAUAGCAUUAGCUAAAAAGGGAGAAGUUGUAGGACAAACUGAAACUCGAUCUCGACUUUGGGGGAUGUUUGGCCCUUUAAGUGGUACCAAAAGUAAUCAAGAAAGUAUAAAACAGUUGCAAAUUGAAGUUACAGCAUUAGAAGAAUUAUCUAGACAAUUAUUUUUAGAAGCACAUGAUAUUCAAAAUGCAAGAGAACGUUUAGAAUGGGCUGCUACUUGGCAAGGAAAAUAUUUCAAUGUUUUAGGUUACUUUUUUUCUGUUUAUUGUACUUGGAAAAUAUUUAUUUCGACGAUUAAUAUCGUUUUCGACCGUGUGGGCAAAAAGGAUCCUGUAACUAGAGCAAUUGAAAUUGCAGUACAUUGGAUUGGUUUUGAUAUUGAUGUUACAUUUUGGUCUCAACAUAUUUCCUUUUAUCUUGUUGGUUGUAUUGUAUUAACAUCAAUUCGCGGUCUAUUGUUAACACUUACAAAGUUCUUUUAUGCUAUAUCAAGUAGCAAGUCUUCGAAUAUUAUCGUACUUAUUCUUGCACAAAUAAUGGGAAUGUAUUUUGUGUCAUCUGUGCUCUUAAUGCGGAUGAACGUGCCCGCGGAAUAUCGAAUUAUAAUAACUCAAGUUUUAGGAGAAUUGCAGUUUAAUUUUUAUCAUAGAUGGUUCGACGUUAUAUUUUUGGUAUCUGCAUUAUCAUCAAUAGUGUUUUUGUAUUUAGCUCACAAACAAGCACCUGCAGAGCGUAUUUAA